Molecule: messenger RNA, 1685 nt
Organism: Cryptomeria japonica (Japanese cedar)
Lineage: Eukaryota; Viridiplantae; Streptophyta; Pinopsida; Cupressales; Cupressaceae
Product: monooxygenase 2
Exons: 6
Coding region: 142-1491 (449 amino acids)
Molecular function (GO): FAD binding
Source: RefSeq, a predicted model, not a curated record
UAAAACAAUUAUAACAAUUAUACGCCACUGAAAUCCUGCGAGAUUGGAACCAAUUUUUCUGACCACUCGUUCAAGCAUUAGGGGCGAUGGCGAGGGAAGGGCAGGCAGUCAGACAAGUAGCCGUUGUCGUACGUGGUUUCAAUGGCCAUAGUUGCAGCAGGGAACCUCUCCUUAAUUCAUCCGUUUCAACAUUCUUCACACAUCAAUCCCAUAUGUCAGCCUCUUCUACACAGAAAAAUUACUAGUGUAAGGUGUUGUAGCAAUGCGAAUAAUCAAGAUAAUCGAGUGCAAAGGAAGGAGAAGGUGGUGAUUGUGGGUGCUGGUAUCGCAGGCCUUGCUACUGCUCUAUCUCUUCACAGGCUUGGUCUAAGAUCAUUGGUGCUUGAGCAAGCCGAUUCACUAAGAACUGGAGGGACUUCUUUGACUCUUUUCAAGAAUGGAUGGCGUGUGCUGGAUGCUCUAGGAGUAGCUGAUGAUCUCCGAAAAGAGUUCAUUGAAAUACACGAGUUGGAGAUUCAGACAGAUAAGGGGAAAGUACUUAAAUCUUUCCAGUUAAAGGGCGAAGGCAAAAGCCAAGAAGCACGAGGAGUGGAACGCAAGGCACUCUUGGAAUCUCUUGCUCAUAGUAUGCCUGAAGAUACUAUAUCAUUUGGUUCAUGUGUCAAAACCAUUGAGCAGACAAAAAAUGGCCAGAUAAAUCUACUAUUGGAUGAUGGUACACAGAUCCUUACCAAGAUUCUUAUAGGUUGUGAUGGGGUCCGUUCAGUUGUUGCAAGAUGGAUGGGCUUCUCUGAACCUCGUUAUGUCGGAUAUUGUGCUUAUCGUGGAUUGGCAGUUUAUCCUAGUGGACAACCGUUUGCACAAAAAGUGCAUUAUAUCUAUGGCAAGGGAAUUCGUGCUGGCUAUGUCCCCAUUACAUCUACUAAAGUCUACUGGUUUGUCUGCUUCAAUAGCCCUUCACCAGGUCCAAAGAUGACAGAUCCAACUAUCUUAAGGAAGGAAGUCUCUCAACUUGUUCGUGAGUGGCCUAGAGAACUCAUUCAAACUAUUGAGAAUACACCUGAUGGGGCCAUUUUGCGAACUCCUUUGGUAGACAGAUGGUUGUGGCCUAUUGUAAGUCCAAAGUCAACAAAAGGUGGCAUUGCACUAGCAGGAGAUGCUUGGCAUCCCAUGACACCAAAUCUUGGGCAAGGAGGAUGUUGUGCACUAGAGGAUUCUAUUAUACUUGCUAGGAAGCUAAAGGAAGCACUUGAUAUGGAUGAACAAAACAAUUUAAAUGUAGAGGAAGCAUUACAAUCCUAUACAAAUGAAAGAUGGUCUAGAAUUUUUCCUCUAGCCAUUAGAGCUAAUAUUGUCGGUGCUCUUUUGCAGUGGGAGAAUGAGUUGAUUUGUUCAGUAAGGGAUAACAUAAUUAUACCAAAAGUUGCACAAUUAGAACCUUUUUUAGAACACACAAAAUACGACUGUGGUUUGUUGUAUACAAAUCCUUGAGAUUUUCAGUGCAUGGGAAUGAAAGUAAAUUAUGGUAAUCUUACGAGACUCUCAAGGCUUUGGGCUUGCCUACUAGCCCAAGUUAUGGUACUAAUUCUAUUAUAUCUCCACUAGAUAUUCAUUUAUUUCUUUUUUGCUAUGUACAUCUCCCCCCACAUUGCCAAAAAGGUAGAAUAUAUUAUUCAUUUGCUUCA